Molecule: messenger RNA, 3084 nt
Organism: Entrophospora candida
Lineage: Eukaryota; Fungi; Glomeromycota; Glomeromycetes; Entrophosporales; Entrophosporaceae
Source: the annotation of a GenBank genome assembly
AUGGAAUCAAAUUUUGAAAAUAAAAAGAUGUAUCGUAAAUCUCUCAGCAGGCCUGAACGUAAUCAAGUAGCACCACCUUUGUUGACAGGAAAAACAUCAGCUAAUAAUUCUUCCAUAACUUGUUGGAUUUUAUUUUCAAAAAUAGUCACUUUCUGGGCACCCGGUCCUUUAUUAUCUUCAAUAGGCGGACUUAAUGAUAGACAAUCUAAGCAAGCUUGGCGCGAAAAAAUAACUUUAUGUUUUAUUGCAUUACUUUUAGGCUCUAUAGCUGCAUUUUUAACUAUGGGAUUUCAAAGAGUAUUAUGUCCUUUAGUUGAUAAUGAUAAUCCAACAAAAUUUAAACCUUAUUUAGGAUCUCCAGGACAUCUUGGAGUUUUAGGAUUUCAAUAUAACAUAGAAAAAACAAAAAUAGAUCCUAAAAAAGGCGGCGUAAAUUUUUAUAAAUUAGCAACUGAUAAAAGUGGUCAAGAUAUCACAAAUCUUUUUCAACGAAAUAAUGGCUUAAUUAAUGAAUGUCAAAUUAAUGAAAUACAAAAAUUUGCUGCUGUUAGAUCUCCACUUUGUCAACAAAAUUCAUGUGUUCUACCAUUCACUAUAAGUAAUCAAUCUUUAACUGACUUAGGGUUUGUUAAUACUCAAACGAGGGUUGGAUAUGAUUGGGAUCAUUUACCAGGUUUAGAUAAUUACAUUGUCAUUGAUGGAAAUGUUUUAAACCUUAACCCCUAUAUACAAUAUCAAAAACCUUUAUCAGAUGAUCAAUUAGAUGUUAUUAUACGGAAAGUCUUAAGUCCAGUUUAUGCAAAAAAUGGUAAAGAUGCUACUCGUUUGUUUUUUAGUAAACCAGAUCUGAAAGCUUCUGUGAAUUGUCUUGUCAAAAAAUAUUAUGCUGGAAGCAUUGAUAAAGAAACAAUCGGUUGUUUUACUUCUAGAUUACUUUUAUAUAUUGCGUUGGUUGUAGUUUUAGGAAUAGUUUUGACAAGAUUUACUAUGGCUUGUAUUUUCAGCUGGUUCAUUUCCCCUCGUUUGGCUCAUCAACCAAAAAACUCAAAAAAAUAUUCUUCUGAAAAUAUCUUUGUUAGUCCUCCAUUCUCACCAUAUUUAAGUACCCUUAAAUAUCCUGGCAAAACUAGAAGCUUCAUGACAUCAGAUGAUGUAGGAAAUGAUUUAUUCACUGUAUUACUUGUAACAUGUUAUUCUGAAGGUGAAGCUGGAAUUCGAACUACUUGUGAAUCAAUGGCUGCAACUGAUUAUCCUGAUGACAGAAAACUGUUGUUUCUAAUUUGUGAUGGUAUUAUCACUGGUAGCGGUAAUGAUCGUAGUACACCAGAUGUUUGUGUUGGUUUAAUGGAACUAGAUACUGAAUUUAAAAAUCCUCAACCAAUGAGUUAUAAGGCAGUGGCUGAUGGCUCUAGACAACAUAACAUGGCUAAAGUUUAUGCAGGACAUUUUAUACUAGAAAAUCAUUGCGUACCAAUGAUCGUAGUUGUAAAAUGCGGUAAUUCUAAAGAACAAGGAAGACCGAAACCUGGAAAUCGCGGGAAAAGAGAUUCUCAAUUAAUAUUAAUGAAUUUCUUUAGCCGAGUCACUUAUAAUGAUCGUAUGACUGAAUUAGAUUAUGAUUUAUUCAGGAAAAUCCAUUAUCUUAUGGGUGUUACACCUGAUUUUUUUGAAAUCGUAUUAAUGGUAGACGCUGAUACAAAAGUAUAUCCUAAUUCAUUACAAUUACUAAUCAAUUGUAUGUGUAAUGAUCCGCUUAUUAUGGGUGUUUGUGGAGAAACAAAAAUUGCAAACAAACGCGAUUCAUGGGUUACUUCAAUACAAGUAUUUGAAUAUUACAUAUCACAUCAUUUAGGUAAAGGAUUUGAAUCAGUUUUUGGUGGUGUUACAUGUUUACCAGGAUGCUUUAGUAUGUAUAGACUCAAAUCCAGAAAAGGGAAGACCGAUUGGGUACCAAUCAUUACUAAACCUGAAAUAGUUAAAGAAUAUUCACAGAAUGAGGUUGAAACAUUACAUCAAAAAAAUUUAUUAUUACUUGGAGAAGAUCGAUUCCUGACCACCUUGAUGUUACGAAAUUUCCCUACUCGUAAAAUGAUAUUUUGUCCAAAAGCUGUUUGUAAAACAACUGUUCCCAGUGAAUUCAAAGUUCUUUUGUCACAACGUCGUCGUUGGAUUAAUUCAACAAUUCACAAUUUGAUGGAACUUGUAUUAGUUCGAAAUCUUUGUGGAACAUUUUGUUUUUCUAUGCAGUUUGUUGUUUUUAUGGAAUUGAUAGGCACAGUGGUAUUACCCAUAGCAAUUUUAUUGACCUAUGCGUUGAUCAUAUCAAUGAUUAUAAGACCACCACAACAAUUUGAUGAUAUGAUUCCUUUAAUCAUGUUAGGAAUGUUACUUGGUUUACCGGCCAUUUUAAUUUUAAUCACUACAAGAAAACUUGUUUAUAUCGGCUGGAUGUUUGUUUAUAUAUUUGCUUUACCUAUAUGGAGUUUUAUAUUACCAUCAUAUGCUUAUUGGCAUUUUGAUGAUUUCUCUUGGGGUGAAACAAGGAAAGUUGAAGGCGAAGAGAAGUCAGAAGAUCAUAGCAAGAAAGAAGGUGAAUUUAAUGCAAAUAAUAUUCCUUUGAAAAAGUGGGAAGAUUGGGAAAGACCAAUAUUGCAUAAAACGAAACAAAGAGAAAAACAAAAUAUGCUAGAAAAACAACAGCAAAAAUUGUAUAUAACAACAUCAGUAAAAUUUCCAUCUCCAAAAAUCAAUGAAAAUGGGACUAUAAGUUCUAAUUAUUCACAAAAAACACAAGAAUUUACUCCACAACAGCAUCAAGCGCAUCACUACAAUAACUACCAGCAGCACCAAGCGAACAAAAAAUCGAAAAAAUCACAAGAUCUUGGUUACGAGCAGCCACAAGAUUCGUUUUAUGGCCAGGAACAAGGUUCUGCUUAUCAACAACCUGGAAUAGAUUUAUAUCAGCAACCACAAAAUACUUAUUAUGAGCAGCCAUCACUAUCAAGUAACUUUGAGCAAUUAGGAAGUCAAUUUGAAGAAUCAAAGAAUAAUUUUUUUAGCAAAGUCAAGUCAUCUUUUAAAUAA